This is a messenger RNA of Amoebophrya sp. A25, 330 nucleotides long. The record is from the annotation of a GenBank genome assembly. NCBI's taxonomy places the organism in Eukaryota, Dinophyceae, Syndiniales, Amoebophryaceae.
AACGCUUCUUAAAACGAAAUCCACACUGGUUGGAACAAACACGUCAAAAGAUUGUGGAGGUCUUGCAAAGGGAGGAGCUCCAAGACGGCGGACAGACGCUGCUGUCCAACGUAUUCCGUACUCUUAAAGUUCUUUACUCAAUCCAAUGCUGUUGAUAUUAUCUUCGCGAUACUACAACCAUAAUUUCCAUUUUUCUCUAGUUGGAUUAUUUAAUGCCGCUGUUGCACUCUUGAUUAUCAUUCUGUUAAUUUUUCUUCCGCUCCUCCUCAAACAGCUGGAAGACGAGGCAUCAGAUGCGAUAGCGUCACUUCAAUCCGGAGGAGGUGGCGG